AUGGGAAGAAGACCGGCGAGGUGUUACCGUCAGAUAAAGAACAAACCGUAUCCGAAAUCGCGAUUCUGCCGCGGCGUUCCCGAUCCAAAGAUCUGA
Lathyrus sativus (Indian pea) is the source of this 96-nucleotide messenger RNA. The record is from the annotation of a GenBank genome assembly. Lineage: Eukaryota; Viridiplantae; Streptophyta; Magnoliopsida; Fabales; Fabaceae.